AUGCAAAAACAUUUGCUGUGGCGGGCAAACGGAGAAGCCGUCCAAGCACGCUGUGAUGUGCCCGGUGGGAAUGUCGCCAUAUCCGCUGAACGGCAAGCCAAAGUCGUGCCAAACCGGGACAUGCCCAUAUGGUCCGAUAUUUUUUUCAGCUCGGCCAAGCACGAAUACUUUUGCUGCUCGAAGAACGUGAAGGCGAAGCGAACGUUUAUGCGAAGAAAACACGAUGGCUGUGAACGCGGGCGGGCCCUGCUUUUCCCGAACACACAGGAGCCGGUCUCCUGCGAGCCGGCCAAGAAGGGCCGCCCGGUGGGAUACGCUUGUCUGCCGAACAUCUCGAACCAGAUGUACCAGUGCUGCUCGAUUGCGAUGAGCAAGGACAACGAGAUGAUGUUCGAGGAGGUGGAAAUCGAAUGUCCCUCGUACAUGACGCGGGUGGAGCGCGAGGUGAACGGCGUGAUCAAGACGUUCUGCGAAAAGCCACCUGCCCAA
This is a messenger RNA of Mesorhabditis spiculigera, 489 nucleotides long. The record is from the annotation of a GenBank genome assembly. Lineage: Eukaryota; Metazoa; Nematoda; Chromadorea; Rhabditida; Rhabditidae.